Neltuma alba is the source of this 1376-nucleotide messenger RNA. Its product is annotated as membrane-anchored ubiquitin-fold protein 3. Lineage: Eukaryota; Viridiplantae; Streptophyta; Magnoliopsida; Fabales; Fabaceae. The transcript has 5 exons. Gene Ontology annotation, molecular function: protein binding. The coding region runs from base 634 to 993 and encodes 119 amino acids. The record is from RefSeq and is a predicted model, not a curated record.
ACAUCGUCUAUGGCCAGGUGCGGGAGGGCCAAAAAAUAAAAAACAGAAAAGAAAAGAAAAGAAAAGCAUUGUCGCUCGGUUCGGCGCUAAUAACUCUUGCUGUUAGAUCCUCUCUGAAUCGGAAGAGGCAGAUUUUUACCAACUGAAGAAGCCAAACCUCGAGUGAGAAAGCAAGGAAAGAAAAGUUUCACGAAGAACCGAAACAUCAAGAGUAACGAUCAGAUCUCCAUCUCCCUAGUGCACUGUUAGCCCUAUCACCUGCGUGCUGAUUCAUCCUCCGUCAAUGGCAUCUUGAUCAGUGACAUCUCUCAUAAAAGAUUGUAUGAAGAAGGAAUUAGAUCACAUGGGGUGUUCACUUGGUUGUACUGGUACUGCGGCUGUCAACUCAGAUGUGCAAUAUAUGCGUGUUUACUAUAAUAAGGAAACUGGCAGAUUCAGAGAAUCGAGCUGAUUAGUGGACUGUUUAUGCCAAAAGUCUUCGCUGUGGUUUUAAAGAGCUCACACGUAAUUGAUCGUAAAUGGACUGAAGUUAUGGGAAUGGAUACCAGGUGAGUAAGGCGAGGCAGAAUUCGCUGUCCGUGGAAAGUGCUGUUUUGCUGUUAUAUAAGCUUGGCAUAGUCGUACGCACAAACUAUGGCUGAAGGAGAUGAGCAGGUUGAACUUAAAUUCCGUAUAUUUGAUGGAACAGACAUAGCCCACAAUACUUAUUCAUCGUCAACAACAAUUGGCACCCUUAAACAAAGGGUGGUCGCGGAGUGGCCUCAAGGAAAAACAUUUUCGCCAAAGUCAGCUGGCGAUGUAAAGCUUAUUCAUGCUGGUAAAGUUCUGGAAAACAACAAAACUCUAGCUGAUUGCAGAAUAACUCUCGGUGAUGUUCCUGGGGGGGUUAUUACCAUGCACGUUGUAGUGCAGCCCCCUGUAACUAAGGAUAAGAAAGAUAAUAAUCAGGAGGACAAUCAAAAGAUGAAUCCAUGUUCAUGUACUAUCCUUUAGAUUAUGAAGCACAAAUACCUUGUGGCUGCAUUUGAAUAUAUAACAUGGCAUUUUUGGUAGCAUAAGCUUGAUCGGAAGGCACCGAGCUGUUCAGCACAAAACAGAUGUUUGGCCGUACCAAACCGUUUUCCUUGCUUCCAUUUAGUUUCGAUUUAUUUUCUGGUCAAUGUCUUUGGAAAGAAAUCAGAUAUUUGCAUUGUAAUACUUGGAUCUCAACAAACACAAAUUAGAGUCUUGAGGGCCACAAACCAUGCAGACCUUUACUUCGUAAAGUGUGCAUCAUUUUUUUUUUUUUUGCUUUUCAAGUUUAAAACACACACACAGAGACAUAUAGAUGUACAUGUAUUGAACGAAUAGAACAUGAAAAGUUAGAAUUUGGUGCA